GGAUAAUGAAUUACUCCUAGACUUGAGGAAAUCCAUUGGAUGUUGUAGUCAUAGAGUGUUCAAACUUCCUCACCCAAUCAAUCAAUUAACAAAACAACUCGAUCAUUCGUCAAUAGACAAUAGUCAAUUGUCAUUUGAUCAUCUCCAUAAACAACAAAGACCAACCCGAUCUUGAAUCUUCUAGAGCUUAAUUCAAUCUAGAUUUGAAUUGGGUAUUUGGAAAUUUUCAACGAGACCGAGUUCUUCGGGUUUUGUUGGUUUCUCAUUUCAUUGAGGUUUUUACAAUUUGUUCAAGAGUGAAGCAAAUAGAGAUAGUGAGUCGAUAGGUCAUGCUACGACACAACCCUGAACUGUCGAGUGAAACAUGAAGGCAACAGAAGACUGGGGCUUAAGUAUGCAAAUAUUGCCAAUGCAACGCCGAAAUGUUUCCAAGAGACCAGUGUGGAUUAUAGUGUUGGUUUGCUUGGUCAGUUUCUUCGUUAUCUGUGGUUACAUAUAUCCUCCUGAAAACUCCUCUGCUUGCUAUGUCUUUUCGCCUAGAGGCUGUAAAGCUUUUACUGAGUGGCUUCCUUAUUCUAAAAGGGAAUUGACUGAUGAAGAAUUAGCAUCACAAGUUAUAAUUGAAGAGUUUUUGAGAACUCCUCCUCAGCCUACGGAAAAUCCAAAAAUUGCUUUCAUGUUCUUGACUCCUGGAUCGUUGCCUUUUGAAAUGCUCUGGGAUAAAUUUUUUUCUGGUCAUGAGGGCAAGUUUAGUGUUUAUGUGCACGCAUCUCGACAAAAACCUGUAUAUGAGAGCAAAUAUUUCAUGGAGAGGGACAUCCACAGUGAUAAGGUUGGUUGGGGCGAAGUCUCAAUGAUAAAUGCCGAACGCCGCCUUUUGGGUAACGCUCUGAAGGAUCCCGAUAACCAGCACUUUGUAUUGCUUUCUGACAGUUGUAUACCCUUGCACAGUUUUGAGUAUGUGUACAAUUAUCUGAUGUUCACAAAUGUAAGCUACAUUGAUAGUUUCUUGGAUCCAGGUCCUCAUGGAAAUGCCAGAUACUCACCACAUAUGUUACCUGAAAUAGAAAAAAAGGACUUCCGUAAGGGUGCACAGUGGUUUCACUUGAAACGGCAGCAUGCAAUGAUCAUAAUUUCGGAUAGCCUCUAUUACUCAAAGUUUAAGAAUUACUGCAAGCCCGGAUUUGAGGGACGGAAUUGCUACUGUGAUGAACAUUACCUGCCGACUUUUUUCAAUAUUAUCGAUCCAGGGGGAAUGGCAAAUUGGUCAGUAACCCAUGUUGAUUGGUCUGAACAUAAGUGGCAUCCAAAGGCGUAUAGGGAACAAGACGUCAGCUAUGAGCUCCUGCAGAACAUUACGUCAAUCAAUGAAUCUGUGCACGAGACUAGUGAAUCUCCGAUGCAAAGACUUGUACAGCCAUGUCUAUGGAACGGAGUAAAGCGUCCUUGUUAUUUGUUCGCUAGGAAAUUUUACCCCGAAACAUUGGAUAUAUUAUUACAACUCUUCUCCAGUUACACCGCAUCUGUUUGAGCAAACAUAACUGUUCGAUGCCCCACCUUCGAACCCUUUUUUCCCAUGCAUAACAUUUUUCCGUUGUAAAUGUCGAUGCCCAUACCAAAACCCGAAGCUGAUGUGAUUAGCAGCCUAAACUACGAGCUUAUCAAUCUUCGAAUGUGCGCCUAGUUGCGAUUGGGAAGGCUGUUAGUUUAUAGUAUUAUCGGUUGAUUCGAUGUCUAUUCUUUACCCCCCAGCAGUAUUCUUCAGUAAUUUUGGUACUAUAAGAAAUGUGUCCCAACUCCCAACUAUUGACACAAUUGUGGGGUUCAUUCUUAGAUAUAUGUGGUAGGAGCUUGCAGAUUUUCCUUUAGUUUCUGCAAAUGAUACUCAUAUUAUGAUUCCUUUUGCCCUUAAA
Messenger RNA from Amaranthus tricolor (Joseph's coat), 1913 nucleotides. RefSeq names its product glycosyltransferase BC10-like. NCBI's taxonomy places the organism in Eukaryota, Viridiplantae, Streptophyta, Magnoliopsida, Caryophyllales, Amaranthaceae. Gene Ontology annotation, molecular function: glycosyltransferase activity. Gene Ontology annotation, cellular component: membrane. The record is from RefSeq and is a predicted model, not a curated record. The transcript is spliced from 12 exons. Bases 365 to 1531 code for a protein of 388 amino acids.